Molecule: messenger RNA, 1002 nt
Organism: Microstroma glucosiphilum
Lineage: Eukaryota; Fungi; Basidiomycota; Exobasidiomycetes; Microstromatales; Microstromataceae
Product: ClpP/crotonase
Exons: 2
Coding region: 1-1002 (333 amino acids)
Source: RefSeq, a predicted model, not a curated record
AUGUCCAUCUUGCAUAACCCUCAUCCUCCCAUCGAAGCAGUGGACCCUUCCACCUUUGACUAUGCAGCCUAUGACUUUGAGCACGUCACAGCUGUUCUAGGACAGGCGGCCUCCUCCUCUCUCCCCUCCUCCUCAUCUAGCCAACCUCAGCCCGCAGCAGGCGUACUGCUGAUCACUCUCAAUAGGCCUCAGCAGCUGAACGCCUUUACCAAUCAACAAUGCCACUCCCUCAGCUUCCUCUUCGAGCUGGCAGACCGGGACGAGAGGGUCAAGGUCGUGGUGCUGACUGGAGCGGGCAAGGCUUUCUGUGCUGGUGUGAGCAAUGACGACGCCUUUGGCGUCUCCUCUGCUCUCUCCUCGCCCCUCGUACAGCAUCGUGAUGGCGGUGGUCAGCUAGUCCUCGCCAUCCUCUCCUGUCGCAAGCUAGUCAUUGCAGCCAUCAAUGGCGUCGCUGUGGGCAUCGGUCUCACUAUGACUUUCCCAGCUGAUAUACGCAUCUGUGCCGAGGAGGCCAGGGUAGGCGUGCCCUUUGUCAAGAGGGGCAUCGCCUGCGACGCAGUCUCCAGCUACAUGCUGCCCAGACUCAUCGGAUGGAGUAGAGCCAGCCGCCUGAUUCUCACAGGAGAUCUGGUCAAGGCAUCGGAUCGAAGUAUAGAGGACCUCUUCUACUCUCUGCAUCCAGCUCGCGAGGUUCUGCCACGAACGCUGGAGCUAGCGGAACGCCUCUCAAAGGAGAAUUCCGUCACCUCUGUGGCCCUCUGCAAGUCUCAGCUCUGGCGAGGAGCUACCACGCCCGAAGGAGUGCAUUUAGAAGAGAGCAAAGGCCUAGCCUGGUGUGCCCUCUAUGGCGAUGCGAGAGAGGGCGUGGGCUCCUUCAUGGCGAAGAGGCCAGUGGACUUCAAGGGGACAUUAGGGGAGCUGACAAGUCAGGGGUGGUACCCGUGGUGGAGUGCGGCCAAUGUCAAGGAGGGAUGCACAAGGGGCAAGGAAGGAAAGCUGUGA